ACUUCCGUGUCCCGUUUUAAACACGUAUUAAUUUUGCGUAAUUCAAUUCCGAGCGCCGCGCUUCAUGUUACGAACUGUUCCCGCGGCAAACAAAACGUUUACAGUUAUUUAACUCAUUGUACGCUCCGUUAAAUCCUAACCUAACAAUAAAAGCAGGUGCGGUGUUGAUAAAUAAUAGAUAAGACGAAGAGGGAAAAUCGUUUCAAUAGGAAAGUCGGAGAGAGAGAGAGAGAGAGAGAAAAGUUUUUGCGCACACCUCUCGAAUGAACUUCGUUUGUGUCCGGUUUAGUUCAGCGUACGCCGCGUAGAGGGAAACAUCGUCGUUUUUCGACAGAGUGGUGAAGAGCGUUUCGCGGAGUGACACGCUCUCCUUGCUUGAAAUUGUGGCUUUAAACGAAGAAAAAGUCGCGGAUAUCGCCGUUAACUUGUCGAAAAGUGCCGGAAAGUUGUAAGUAGUGACCGUUUAUGCACUUUUUUAAUCGAGAAAGUCUCUGAAAAGUUGUGAGAAGUCGUAAAAUUUUCAAACGAAAACAGUGCCGUUUACCAAUUGUUUUGUGUUGUUGGCCAUCAUAGCCGACUUGGUUACCUUUUACUUACUACCUGGUGUGGUUUUAAAAAACAUGUCUGUCUCACUACCUGAAAAAACUUUAUACAGGGUGCUUAUUCUUUAUUUAUCAUUAAAAGGAUGUCUUGGAUUCGUCGACGUCAUCCCAAAAGAAGCGAUCGCCCUCCCGAAUGAAAACGCGACGUUUUUGUGUACCCUCCGCGUCCCCUUACAAUAUUGCAGGGUUCUCAUCCCCGGAAUAGGAUCGUUAAACCUCAACAGCAAAUUACAAUCGAGGAAAGGUGUAUCUUACUAUGGUAACGGAUUGGAUUCGGGUCAAUGCGGCUUCAUCAUAAAUCGCGUCACCGAGGAAAACAACGGGAAAAUAACUUGUUUUCUCGGAAUCGAAACUGAAGACCAAGAAAAAGAGGGGGGGAUGCAUUUAACCGUAGCAAGAGCCCCAAAAGCGCCUGAAUUAGAAGUUGCGAGAAACGCGGACCCCCACAGGAUAAACGACGUACUUCAAGCGUCCUGCGUCGUUCGAGAUGGGCGGCCCGUCGCGAAUAUAAGUUGGUAUUUAGACGACGAGCCGCUUUUGGACGGUUUAAGCAUGCCGUCCGUGUUCGAUUACGUCAAAGAGGAUCUUCACACGAAGGUCCAAAACAUCAGUAGGCAACUUCAUGCGAGCGACCACGGGAAGCACUUGAAAUGCGUUGCGACGCACCCCGCGAUGCAACAAAACACGGCGAGCACGAUGAAGUUGUUGAACGUUCAAUAUCCUCCGCUUCCCCAAGGAAAUCCUAUUGAAAGAUUUGGAUUUGAGUUAAGUCAACCGGGGACUAUUCAGGUCGAGAUUGAGGCGAACCCCCAACCGAUGGUUGAAUGGACGGUGAGGGAGCAGAAAAUUCAAGCUGGGAGUGUUGAUGCGACGGGAAGGAUUCAUGCGGAAGAAGUGCAAGAUAUGGGACGAGGAAAAUAUUUAGCAAAUUUACGAAUAGCCGCUAUCACCAAGCAAGAUACCGAAACACAAUACAUUUUAACGGCGAUGAACAGCAUCGGCGCCCAGGAUUACUCCAUUUUAAUAUCAACCAGCCCCGAACCGGAAGGUUUCGAUUUAGGAGUCGGGGGAAUCGUUGGAAUCGUCGUUGUUUUAAUGCUCGUCAUGGUACUCGUUUUUACCGUUAUUAUAGCGAGGAUCAAAGGAAAAUGGUGUUUUUCGGCCUCCUCAUCAAACCGAAACGUAGAAAAUAGCGACACCGAAAGCGUUCAACACACCGACUCAAAACGCAGUUUAGUCCCGAAAUUGUCCGACUUUUUCGCGAAAAAGAAAGAGGCAGCAUCUCCGAGCCAUCAAAGCGAUGACCUAAACGCCCCAACGGAAGAAGGAGAGUCGGAUAAAAAGAAUUCGGCGCCAACCGAUGAAACAUUAACGACAACCGACAAAAACGAUUCUAAUAAAGACGUUAAAGAACAUAAUCGCGAAGGUGUCGUUUACGCCGAGCUGGAUUUGGUUAAUGUUAACCCAAAACCAGUCGUUUUAAAAACAGACGACGAAAAGACUGAGUACGCCGAAAUCGUUUAUACGAACGAAGAGGGGAAGGAAAAAAACGUGUAAAUAAUCGAAAAAUAAUUUAAAAUGCAACGAAUCAUUUUCCGUACUAAGAAAUUACAAAAAUACCACUUUUUAAGAAGUAUUAUUAAUUCAUAAUUU
Onthophagus taurus is the source of this 2255-nucleotide messenger RNA. RefSeq names its product Fasciclin 3 (gene Fas3). The record is from RefSeq and is a predicted model, not a curated record. NCBI's taxonomy places the organism in Eukaryota, Metazoa, Arthropoda, Insecta, Coleoptera, Scarabaeidae.